AUGUUCGAAAGAAUUCAUUUGAUCGCCUCAUUAAUUAUUUUCUUCAUAGAUAUAUCACUGUGCAACCCAGUUGCAAAAUCAGGCGAUGGGAAGCAAGGAAAAAUUAUAGGCGGCACCUACUCCUUGAUUGAACAAUUUCCGUACCAGGUGUCGAUUAUGUUAUAUGGGCAAGAUCUUUGUGGAGGUUCUAUUAUUGACACGAUAUGGAUCCUGACGGCGGCACAUUGCAUGGAAGAUCAGGUGCCAAAAAAAUUGAAGGUGCGUGCUGGGAGCUCGUAUAGUUCCAAAGGUGGAAUGGUUCACAAAGUGUCACAAUUCUACACGCACCCUUCAUAUGAUCCAUAUACCAUUGACUACGAUUAUGCAAUUUUAAAACUUUCGACACCUCUCAUAUACACAACAAAGAUAAAGCCGAUUAUAUUGGCCCAGGCACGAGACAUAUUAACGCCUGGGACAUUACUGACUGUGUCUGGAUGGGGUACAACGGAGACCGUGGACGUGGAGGAUACACUGAAAUCAGUGCAAGUGCCCUUCAUAUCUUGGGCCGAUUGUUUAGACCUCUAUGGUAACCAAAUCACACCAAGAAUGUUUUGUGCUGGUGACGUAUGGCACGGCGGCAAAGACUGUUGUCAAGGAGAUUCAGGAGGCCCUCUUGUGGCUAAUGGUAUCCAAUACGGAGUUGCUUCUUGGGGUGACGGUUGUGGCGAUGUCGGCAGUCCAGGCGUAUACUCGAGCGUGCCAAGCCAACGGCUUUGGAUCAAAAGCAUUACGGGAGUUUAA
Messenger RNA from Ctenocephalides felis (cat flea), 780 nucleotides. Its product is annotated as trypsin-2-like. The transcript has 5 exons. Gene Ontology annotation, molecular function: serine-type endopeptidase activity. NCBI's taxonomy places the organism in Eukaryota, Metazoa, Arthropoda, Insecta, Siphonaptera, Pulicidae. The coding region runs from base 1 to 780 and encodes 259 amino acids. The record is from RefSeq and is a predicted model, not a curated record. Gene Ontology annotation, biological process: proteolysis.